UUUGCAACGAACUUCAAAUCCGAAGCGUUGUACGACUUUGUACUAAGGCAAAGGUGCUUUAAAAGAAGUGUUGAUAAAGUGCCUCCUUUCGGAUAGCCCGUACUUACAAUGUUUUGCUCAGUCUAUACUCUAUAGUUUCCUAACUUAUGAGCUUUGCUCGUAACUGCCUCUUACACGCAAAUAGAAUCAACUAGUACAACUACCACGAAAAUAGCAUAUUUCUUUGCGCUCAAGUUGACAGAAAAUUAGCUUAUUUUUUAAUCUGUCAAUCAGGGUAGCAUCCCUGUAGCACUGAGGGAUAAAUAGGUACUGCUUUGCUAAUAACUGCUAAUAAUUUAAUAUUUCCAACGAGUGAUUUCGUCAAUAUUCUUACUAUAAACAUACGCACUUUUCACGUAAUGAGCUAAUAGAGAAAAAAAGAUGAAAAAGUGAAUGAGCACGGUAGAAAUGUAAAUGUUCCUUGUUUAAGUUCAUACUUGAGCCCACUAUAUCCAUAGUUAUCCUUACUAGACGUUGUUGUUUGACCAUUUUGUUGCUAUGUUAAAGUUUGUAUUCUCUGUUUGUAUUUGUAUUCUCUGUGUGUCUUCUUGCAAAUUGUUGAAGUAAAUGAAAAACGAAGCUUUUCAUUCUUCUUAAUUUAUCUUCAAAUCUGUGAAAUGUCUCAUAAAUCGUCGCUGGUAUUGCAAAACCCUACAAAACUUGAUGAAGAGUGUCGCAUGGCUUAUCUGGCUGUCGUCAACAGUACAACUGACAACAUAAAGUCAUCUAAAGAACUUGCCUUUGCUCUUCAAUAUGCUGGUCGUAAUCCAUCACAAAAGUCUAUAGAGCGUUAUUGGAAAGAUUCUGCAGAAUCCAUUUCCUAUUCCAAAUUUUGUGCAAUAAUGAAGCAAGAAAAACAGAAUACAAAGAACGAGUUGUUGUCUGCCUUCAAAAAGAUGGACAUAAAUGGAGAUGGUUUCAUCUCUCUUUCUGAAUUGAAGAAGACUCUCUCGACACGUGGAGAAAAAAUGGAUCCUUCUGAGGUUGAAGAUAUAUUUAAAGAAGCUGAUGGCAAUAAAGAUGAUCGCCUAGAUUAUGAAGAGUUUUGUGAUAUGCUAAUGUCGACUGUUCAACAAUGUAAAGAAAUCAGUCAAAACAAAAUCAAAGAUGAGUUUCGUGUGGACAAAUCAAGUUCGUCAUCGAGAAAAUUUUCAACUGAAAUUGGUAGUCAGAAAUCUCCUGUGUCGGCGAGAAAUGUUGUAAAAGAACCAAAAAUCUUAAGAACUGUUGAAAGACGUGCGGAUUUUACAUUAUUUAUUUUGAAAGAGUCAUCUGGAGAACUUGUUGCUUUUACUAAAGCAAUUGCUAAUGAAAAAAGUUGCGUUCUGACUGACAUUCCCCCCGGAGAAUACGACGUCGUUGUCUUUACAGCCGGAUGUCAAAUACGCACACGAAAACAUGAACUAACAAAGACAGUUGACUUGCUUAAGAAUGUUAAUGGUGAAAUCCAACUCACAAAGCGAUGUAGAGAUUCUUUGGCUGAGAUAUUUCAUACUUGUGAUCUUGAUGGCAAUGGCUACCUUAACCGCCAAGAGUUCGACAUUUUUCAAAUGCGUACGAGUGGAGAGUCUUGUGAUGACGAUGCUUGGCAAGUUAUGAUUGACAAUUUCCACACAAAGAAUGAUCGUGACAUUACGUUAAAGGGAUUUUUGGAUCUCAAUCUGAUGGAAGCUCGAGAUGCUGAAGGGGAUUCCAAUGACUUGUGGAUAACCUUCAAAAGCAUGGGUUACAACAGGGCUUUGGAACCAGACCAGGUUGCAUUUUUUGUCAUCGAAAUAUAUUCCAAGGAUUCCAACAUUGAAUUGGAAGUAUCAAAGAUUGAUGACAAAAUUGAUAUCCUGACAAAAGUUGUUAUACAGUCAAUCGUAAAAAACUCGACAACGCGCAAUGUAAAGCGCAUGCGUGAUCUUAUUCUACACCGUUAUGAAGACGAGCAACGCGUCAGUUUGGCCGUCGAAAACAAGUCUCGUCAAUCUGUUAUGGUAAGGUUAAACUGUGAUCAAAGUGAAAAUUGCUUGAGUCAUCGUUCCAACUUAAACUGUGUGAUAAAGGUGGAGGCGAAAUCCAUCGAGAUUGGGCAUCAUAUAACUGCUUUGGAUCCUUCACAAUCAUGGUCUGUGUCGUGUGAAGAUUCAGUGUUGGAUUGAGUAUUAUCAAGAAGUCCCGGAUCCUUCUCAUACUGGUGAGAAAGCAUUACGAAUUUAUAAAACAUAACAAACGUACGUAAUAUGAAGGCACAAGAUGUACGAUACGGUCUUCCGAACUCCAUGUUGGCCUCUGAAGCCAACUGCUAAAAAAUUUUUCAGUGUUUUUUUCAGCAAAAACUAUGCAUAGGUCACCUUGUUUAACCUGAGUCACAUUGUACAUUGUAUACCAAGGGUACCCGUGUUUACUCUGGGUACCCUUGUUUACCUUGCGAACCCUUAUAAAUCAGUAAUCGAUUCAGAAAACACGACACAUAUGUAAUGUUCAUAAAACUUGAUAAAAACCCCGGAUAGAGUCACUGAUUAGUUUUAUAUAAUUUCGUUCAACACUGGCGGUGCAAGCCUGCUUAUUUAGUCCUGUUAUGUUAAUUUUUCAGUGUUCAUUAUCACUGGAAAACAAAUGAAUUCUAAAGAAAUAAAUAAUGAUAAUCGUCUGACAUUUAAGCCUCGGUCACACUGUUCGACGAUAACGAUAACAAUAAACGAUAACGAUAAACUAUAAGAAAUUCAAUGGUCACAUACUAACGAUAAAUCGUUAUCAUUAUCGCUGCAAUGUGACCGCACAGAAGAGUUUGAAUAACGAGCGAUUUUUUUUUCGGAUCGUUAUCGAAUGCAGUGUGACCGAGGCAUAGCAGGAGUAAAACUUGCUGGCUGGCUACGCUAUUGCACACAAAACCUAAUCUAACGAUAAAUCUGAGGAAGAAGAAUCAUUGUCGGUUACGUCAUCAAUGAUGUCGUCGUCAUCUGAACUUUCUGGUCCAUCAUCAUCAUCUAUAAUUAUAUUUUCAUGUUCAACAUUAUCCUCCUCUGCCACUACGUCCCCAUUAACAUUGUCGGCGUCAUCGCGACAUGUGUUGUAUGAACCACAUUCACCACAUUUCAAUGCAACGAUAUGAAAUUUCGUAGUCGAAUGCUGUAAAAUAAAGUUGAUUUUAUUUACUUAUAAAUUAAAAAAAGUUAAUCUAGAAUGCAUGCAACAUUACAAUUGUAAAACAAGCGAACUCGUUACACGUAACAGGUCAACCUGAAAAUGAAUUUUUGUUGUGCCUUGGUGAAGGUUGAAACUCAAAAUAUACUAAAGUGCAUUGAACUGAACUUGUAACUGGAUGGCUACCUUUUGUAAACAUGUCUGUACUUUCAUUAAGUCAAAUUUUAUCUCCAUACACACAGAGGUAGCUAAAGUACUGCACUUUAACGUAAAGUACGGUCGUAGAGAACUUUUACUUGGUCGUGCGUGAAAGAAUUGGUACUAUUUGAAUAACUGAAUUCAAAUUUUGGCAAGAGGUAGCCUUCUAUUUUUUAUUCAAUUCAAUGAUCAAACACGUUUGUUAAUGGAUGCAAAAGAAAGCAAUGGGACGCGUCACGCAUAUAUGUGUUAAAAUGAGAUAUCCUUAGAAGUAAUGUCAUGAUAUAAUUCCUGACAUUAUACAGUUGACAUUAAAGGCAUAAAUAGUUGUGUCUAAUAAUUGGUUUCUUUAGUAAGUUCAAAAUAAAUAACAUGUAAAGACAACACAAGUAAAAUGCUUACUUUGUGACAAUCACGACAAAGUAUCUAAAAGCAAAAAGAAAAUAAAUUUUAUUUGAUGUGGUAAA
Messenger RNA from Xenia sp. Carnegie-2017, 3836 nucleotides. RefSeq names its product EF-hand calcium-binding domain-containing protein 7-like. Gene Ontology annotation, molecular function: calcium ion binding. The transcript has 13 exons. The coding region runs from base 657 to 2186 and encodes 509 amino acids. NCBI's taxonomy places the organism in Eukaryota, Metazoa, Cnidaria, Anthozoa, Malacalcyonacea, Xeniidae. The record is from RefSeq and is a predicted model, not a curated record.